AGGCAAUUGAAAGAGGUUUCUAAUAAAGUUCAUGCUAUUUAGCAACAAAAAAAAUUAGUUAGCAAAACCAAAACAAAAAAAGAGAGAGAUUAGCAAUGGAGGCCUAUACUUUGUUGAGAUGCGUAGCUUUUCUAGGGAUGGUUGUGCUUUCAUUAGCAGCAGCCCCAGCAGUUCCUGCAGACCCAGCUCCACAAGACCCAAUUUAUGGAGCUUCGAAAAUACGGACUUUAACGUGUGCCAAAAAGUGUGCCAUUUCUUGCGCAUUGGACUUGUUCAAGCCUGCAAAAUUUGCAGCUUGCGUUGGCCUUUGCAUGACAUCCUGCAAGAUUCAGGACCCGCCGGCACCUGCAGACGUCCAGGCAACUGCCGAUACCGACGGGAAGCCAACUACUAGCGUGCAGUCGACUUCUGUCGACCCUACACAUGCCUGUACUCGAACUUGUGUGAGCUCUAUGAGCAAAGUCAUGACCACUAAUACCAAACUCACAAUGCCCCCAGGCACACCAGCUCCUGCCCAACCCCCCGCUAAUGAUCUUCAACGCUACGCGGAAGGCUAUACCGAUGCUUGCUUCCUGAGCUGCUCCAAGAAUAGUAAAGUUUUUUAGAGAAAUCAUAAAUUGCUAAUAGCAUGUAAGCUUCAGUGUAACAUCCCGGUGUCACAAGUUAAAUUUACAAAACACCGAAAAAUAAUUGUAGGAGAUUUACGUAUGUAAUGUAAAUAAAUUGUAAAGUCUGUAUAUGACGACUAUAUGUACAUAUUUUGAUCAAGAAAGCAAUAAGAUUCAAAGUUCCUCUA
This is a messenger RNA of Fragaria vesca subsp. vesca, 796 nucleotides long. RefSeq lists its product as uncharacterized. The record is from RefSeq and is a predicted model, not a curated record. The transcript has 2 exons. Bases 96 to 605 code for a protein of 169 amino acids. Lineage: Eukaryota; Viridiplantae; Streptophyta; Magnoliopsida; Rosales; Rosaceae.